CACACACACGCACAUAUAACGAAGAAUCGCUUUUGUUCAGAAACAAUAAAUUUAAGCAGCCCUUGAGAAUAAUACAGAACAGACAGGAAGAACCUAAACACAUUUUACCUGAUAAGACUGUGCUCAGUUUUAUUAAGUUAAUAUGGACCAGAGGUAGCUACGGAGCCAUUUAAUUUAUUGAAAUUUAUUACUUUAUAUACUUACUAUUGCAUAUUUAUAGCUUUUUAGAUGAAUUAAUAAUCAUCUAAGAAUUGGAUUUUUAACCUCUAAAUAUGCACCUGAUUUGCAGUUUUUUGCUGUAAAUGUAUCAGUAGUACUUAAGAAGAAAGUAUACCUUGUUUUCUUAUUUUAUGAAAUUUUGAAUUACCUCAAAAUUACCUAAAAGCACAAACAUUAUAACUGCUAUGAGGGUGUUUCUGAGUUUGCUGAUUUGCCUUAUGGUACUCUUGUACUUCAAUGCAUCUUCAGAGAUAUGUAAUGUUUCAAGUUCAGAAAAGUCCUACUUUGAUAAAAGCCUAAGGCGGUGCUGCUCACAAUGUCCUCCAGGAACAAAGGUCAGCAAGGUUUGUACUGCUACCCAAGACACACAAUGUGAGGAGUGCCCUCUGGGUCAUUUCACAGAUAUCUGGCAUACGUCACUAGACUGUGAGAGAUGCAAUAAUCAUUGUGAUGAAAAAUAUAACCUAAUCGAGGUACAGCCAUGCAGGAACCAGACUCAGAGAAAAUGUGACUGCAAGCCGGGGUAUAUUUGUACCUAUUUAAUGUCUUCUACUUGCCUUACCUGCACUCCCAUCGUCAUCCCAGGUAAGGAAUAAGGUUUCCUUGAGAGACAAAUAUCUCUAAAACUAGAACUGGAAAGAAUGGUUCUUAUUAAUAUGGGUAAACCAAAAAAUACAUACACACAAACAGAUUCAACACAGACUGACCAAAUCAUAUGUACCCUGAAACUUA
This is a messenger RNA of Polypterus senegalus (gray bichir), 951 nucleotides long. Its product is annotated as tumor necrosis factor receptor superfamily member 1B-like. The transcript is spliced from 4 exons. Lineage: Eukaryota; Metazoa; Chordata; Cladistia; Polypteriformes; Polypteridae. Gene Ontology annotation, cellular component: external side of plasma membrane; CD40 receptor complex. Gene Ontology annotation, molecular function: protein binding; antigen binding. Bases 405 to 815 code for a protein of 136 amino acids. The record is from RefSeq and is a predicted model, not a curated record. Gene Ontology annotation, biological process: positive regulation of interleukin-12 production; positive regulation of canonical NF-kappaB signal transduction; defense response to protozoan.